GUGCUUUUCUGAAGAGCCUAGACAAACAGCAACCAAAUAACGUGUCCUUGAAUAUAUCUUCAUAUUGAGUUCAUCAUGACGGUCCCUGAUGAGGUAGAUAUCAUCGUAUGUGGCGGUGGCAGCUGUGGAUGUGUUGUUGCGGGCCGUUUGGCCAACCUCGACCAUGACCUUCAAGUUCUCUUGAUCGAAGGAGGAGAGAGCAACUUGAACAAUCCAUGGGUCUUCCGCCCUGGAAUCUACCCACGUAAUAUGAAGUUGGACAGCAAGACUGCCUCGUUCUAUUACUCGCGACCUUCAGAAUGGCUCGGCGGUCGCAAGGCAGUCGUUCCCUGUGCUCAUAUCUUGGGUGGAGGAUCUUCCAUCAACUUCAUGAUGUACACCCGGGCUUCUGCUUCUGAUUAUGAUGACUUCCAAGCUAAGGGCUGGACCACCAAGGAGCUGAUCCCCCUCAUGAAAAAGCAUGAGACAUAUCAACGUGCUUCAAACAAUAGAGAAAUCCACGGCUUCGAAGGCCCAAUCAAAGUUUCGUUUGGAAACUACACUUAUCCAAUCAUGCAAGACUUCCUCCGAGCCUCCGAGUCUCAAGGCAUCCCAACCACCGAUGAUCUUCAAGAUCUUGUGACCGGCCAUGGUGCAGAGCACUGGCUCAAGUGGAUCAACAGAGAUACUGGACGUCGUAGCGACUCUGCUCACGCAUAUAUUCACAGCACUCGCUCGGUUCACCAAAAUCUCCAUCUCCAAUGCAACACCAAGGUCGACAAGGUGAUCUUGGAGAAUGGCGUCGCAGUUGGCGUUCGGACUGUCCCCACAAAGCCUCUUCACCCAUCCCAGCAACAAUCCCGUACUUUCCGUGCCCGCAAGCAGAUCAUUGUAUCUGGCGGUACUCUUUCAUCGCCAUUGAUCCUCCAGCGAUCUGGUAUUGGUGAUGCCAAGAAGUUGAAGAAGGCUGGCGUCAAGCCUCUCGUCGAUCUCCCAGGUGUUGGUCUGAACUUCCAGGACCACUACUUGACGUUCUCUGUUUAUCGUGCCAAGCCUGGCACUGAAAGUUUUGAUGACUUCGUCCGUGGUGACCCAGAGGUCCAGAAGAGAGUAUUCGAUGAGUGGAACAUCAAAGGCACCGGCCCACUCGCCACCAAUGGUAUCGAAGCUGGUGUCAAGGUUCGCCCUACCGAGGAGGAACUUAACGAGAUGGACUCCUGGCCAACUCCACACUUCCGCAGUGGAUGGGACAGCUACUUCAAGAACAAGCCCGACAAGCCAGUCAUGCAUUACUCUGUCAUUGCUGGUUGGUUCGGUGACCACAUGCUGAUGCCACCUGGAAACUUCUUCACCAUGUUCCAUUUCCUCGAAUAUCCAUUCUCUCGUGGCGAGACCCACAUUGUCUCGCCCGACCCGUAUGAAGCACCAGAUUUCGAUGCCGGCUUCAUGAACGACGAGAGGGACAUGGCCCCCAUGGUCUGGGGUUACAUCAAGUCAAGCAAGUCUUGCGCUUUCAUCCUACCCCAACAAGUUCUAACAUCAGUGUAGGAGAGACUGCUCGCCGCAUGGAGGCCUAUGCCGGUGAAGUCCAGAACAUGCAUCCAUUCUAUGCCUUUGACUCGCCAGCCCGUGCCAAGGAUAUGGAUCUUCUGACUACCAAGGCGUAUGCCCUCCCAGGUAACCUUACUGCCGGUAUCCAGCACGGAUCGUGGUCCAUGCCAGUUGAAGCUGGCAAGCCACCCCAGCCAAGCCUGCUCAACAGCAACUGCCAACAUGUGUACGAGGACCUCAAGUACACCAAAGAGGAUAUCGCGACUAUUGAGGAGUGGGUUAAGCGUCACGUUGAGACUACCUGGCAUUCUCUUGGUACGUGCUCGAUGGCUCCUAAGGAGGGCAAUAGUAUCGUCAAGCACGGUGUCUUGGACGAGCGCCUGAACGUCCAUGGCGUCAAGAACCUCAAGGUCGCCGAUCUCUCCAUCUGCCCCGAUAACGUCGGAUGCAAUACCUACUCCACCGCCCUUCUCAUCGGUGAGAAGUGCGCCGUGCUGACCGCUGAAGAUCUCGGAUACAGCGGCAGGGCCCUGGAGAUGAAGGUCCCCAACUACCAUGCUCCAGGCGAGCUGUCUGGUCUUGCUUCCUCGAGACUCUAAACAUCUCUCUGUCUGGGUAUCAGCAAAAGGUAAUUGGAUUGGGAAAUUGGUUACUGCUUAGCGGGUGAGGGGAUGACGUCUUGAUUGUGACAAAACGAUUGUACUGUUUCCCUUCUUUAGGUAGUCUUGUCUUCGGUGGAGGAGAAGGAGGAGGAUGGAUGAUGUUACUUGAAGAAACGCGCAUUCAUUGUUCUGCUCCUCUUUCUCUCCUUGACUAGGAUAAUGACGUCUUGUUUGCUCGAUCAAUGGAGAUUUUAGCAAGUAAU
This is a messenger RNA of Cadophora gregata, 2395 nucleotides long. RefSeq names its product Alternative oxidase, mitochondrial precursor, variant 3. The record is from RefSeq and is a predicted model, not a curated record. The transcript is spliced from 10 exons. Gene Ontology annotation, molecular function: oxidoreductase activity, acting on CH-OH group of donors; flavin adenine dinucleotide binding. Lineage: Eukaryota; Fungi; Ascomycota; Leotiomycetes; Helotiales; Ploettnerulaceae. The coding region runs from base 76 to 1527 and encodes 483 amino acids.